UUUUCCAGUGUGCUUUAUUCAUAGACAUCUGACAGAAGAGGACCCAACAGAGCUGAAUUCUCAGCCCACACUCACUUUCCAGGAACUCCCUGCAAACCAUGCUCUGCACUGGCGGGAUGGAAAUCUUAGCAAUCUCUCUCCUGUUUCCAUAUUCCCUUCUCUCUAAAUACAAUUAUUUAUGGGACUUAAUGAGAGGGCAAGCCUUGUGUGAAAGGAACUCAAGAAAGUGCAAUUUCUAAAAAUACACCCAGGCAGCUCUACGGUCUUUAUUGUCCUGAACGGACCUUCUGCAGUUCAUGCCAUGAACCUCACAACUUCACUCCUUGCCAAACACGUACAAAGAGGAAAAGUAAAAAUUGUUUUCUCUUCACGCAAUCCCCUCAACUUUGAGAGAGCAGUAGAAAUGUUCUGGUGUCUUAACCAAUGCAAAUUUCCCCAGAGCCACACGAUACAAAACAAAAGACCUGUUAGCUUCCUCGCGGUGGGGGUGGGGGUGGGGAGGCAGGGUUAAAAUUGAUCCAGUUCCGAUUUUUCCUUAGCCUGGGGUCCUCAUCUUUCAGGGAUCUUAGAAGUUUCCCCAUUUGGUAAGGCUCCCUCGGCCCCUUCUCUCCUGAGUCCGCCGUUCAUGAAACCGGCCUUUCUUGCCCUCUUUGCCCCCAGCUUUUUGGGGGUAAAUUGGGCAUCAGCGUAGGCAUCUCAUUCCAGUAGGCUGGAAAGUACAGCUGCUGUCAUGAGGAUAAAUAUUGAAAUAAAUGGGCUGGGGCACAGAGUAGGGGUCUGCAAAGGAGGUCCCCGCGUUCUCCUUCCCCACGUGCAGCUCUGUUGGGGUGCAGAACUCCUCCGCAGGGGGCUGAAGGGGAAGCUCCUGGGAUGGAGGAGAAACAGUCCAGGCUGAAGGGAACGGGCCCUCUAGGAACAGAUCAUCUCCAACGGAAUACUGAAGACAGGAAAAAAAAAUUGGCCCACAUGCCCCUAGUGGAGAGUGAUACACCCCACGCAGGCUAGGGUGUGUGUGGGGGUGCUUCGAGGCCUCUCACCUGACUUCCUCCUCCGCUGGCACACACGACAGACUCCCCAUUGUUGCCCCCCCAAAGGCAAGCCAAACAACGAACAACAAGAGGAAGCCGCAGGCUGCAAGAGGAGGGGUGCGCGUGGUGGGGGCCCCGAGAGGUGGUCUUUAGAGAGUGACUGAGUAUGGAUCAUUUGAACGAGACAACUCAGGGGAAAGAACAUUCAGAAAUGUCUAACAAUGUGAGUGAUCCGAAGGGUCCACCAGCCAAGAUUGCCCGCCUGGAGCAGAACGGGAGCCCUCUAGGAAGAGGAAGGCUUGGGAGUACAGGUGCAAAAAUGCAGGGAGUGCCUUUAAAACACUCGGGCCAUCUGAUGAAAACCAACCUUAGGAAAGGAACCAUGCUACCAGUUUUCUGCGUGGUGGAACAUUAUGAAAACGCCAUUGAAUAUGAUUGCAAGGAGGAGCAUGCGGAAUUUGUGUUGGUGAGAAAGGAUAUGCUUUUCAACCAGCUGAUAGAAAUGGCACUGCUGUCUCUAGGUUAUUCGCAUAGCUCUGCUGCCCAGGCCAAAGGGCUAAUCCAGGUUGGAAAGUGGAAUCCAGUUCCACUGUCUUAUGUGACAGAUGCCCCUGAUGCCACGGUAGCAGAUAUGCUUCAAGAUGUGUAUCAUGUGGUCACACUGAAAAUUCAGUUACACAGUUGCCCCAAACUAGAAGACUUGCCUCCUGAACAAUGGUCGCACACCACAGUAAGGAAUGCUCUGAAGGACUUACUCAAAGAUAUGAAUCAGAGUUCAUUGGCCAAGGAGUGCCCCCUGUCACAGAGCAUGAUUUCUUCCAUUGUGAACAGCACUUACUAUGCAAAUGUCUCAGCAGCAAAAUGUCAAGAAUUUGGAAGGUGGUACAAACAUUUCAAGAAGACAAAAGAUAUGAUGGUUGAAAUGGAUAGUCUCUCUGAACUAUCCCAACAAGGGGCAAACCAUGUCAACUUUGGCCAGCAGCCAGUCCCCGGGAACACAGCCGAGCAGCCUCCGUCCCCAGCGCAGCUCUCCCACGGCAGCCAGCCCUCUGUGCGGACCCCUCUUCCGAACCUGCAUCCUGGGCUUGUGUCAACGCCUAUCAGUCCUCAGUUGGUCAACCAGCAGCUGGUGAUGGCGCAGCUGCUGAACCAGCAGUAUGCAGUGAACAGACUCUUAGCCCAGCAGUCCUUAAACCAACAAUACUUGAACCAUCCUCCCCCUGUCAGUAGAUCUAUGAAUAAGCCUUUGGAGCAACAGGUUUCAACCAACACAGAGGUGUCUUCCGAAAUCUACCAGUGGGUUCGUGAUGAACUAAAACGAGCAGGAAUCUCCCAGGCAGUAUUUGCACGCGUGGCUUUUAACAGAACUCAGGGCUUGCUUUCAGAAAUCCUCCGGAAGGAAGAGGACCCCAAGACUGCAUCCCAGUCUUUGCUGGUAAACCUUCGGGCUAUGCAGAAUUUCUUGCAAUUACCAGAAGCUGAAAGAGACCGAAUAUACCAGGAUGAAAGGGAAAGGAGCUUGAAUGCUGCCUCGGCCAUGGGUCCAGCCCCCCUGAUAAGCACACCGCCCAGCCGCCCUCCCCAGGUGAAAACAGCUACGAUUGCCUCUGAGAGGAAUGGGAAACCAGAGAACAAUACCAUGAACAUUAAUGCUUCCAUUUAUGAUGAGAUUCAGCAGGAAAUGAAGCGUGCUAAAGUGUCCCAAGCACUGUUUGCAAAGGUUGCAGCAACCAAAAGCCAGGGAUGGUUGUGUGAGCUGUUACGCUGGAAGGAAGAUCCUUCUCCCGAGAACAGGACCCUGUGGGAGAACCUGUCCAUGAUCCGGAGGUUCCUCAGUCUUCCUCAGCCAGAGCGGGAUGCCAUCUAUGAACAGGAAAGCAGUGCUGUGCAUCACCAUGGCGACAGGCCGCCCCACAUCAUCCAUGUUCCAGCAGAGCAGAUUCAGCAGCAGCAGCAGCAACAGCAGCAACAGCAGCAGCAGCCACCAGCCCCUCCGCAGCCGCAGCCGCAGCCACAGGCACAGGCAGGCCCCCGGCUUCCCCCGCGGCAGCCCACCGUGGCCUCGCCCGCUGAGUCUGAUGAGGAGAACCGGCAGAAGACCCGGCCACGAACCAAAAUUUCAGUGGAAGCCCUGGGCAUCCUCCAGAGCUUCAUACAAGACGUGGGCCUAUACCCAGACGAGGAGGCUAUCCAGACUCUGUCAGCCCAGCUCGACCUCCCCAAGUACACCAUCAUCAAGUUCUUCCAGAACCAGCGGUACUAUCUCAAGCACCAUGGCAAACUGAAGGACAACUCGGGGCUGGAAGUGGAUGUGGCAGAAUAUAAAGAGGAGGAGUUGCUGAAGGAUUUAGAAGAGAGUGUCCUAGAUAAAAAUGCUAACACCCUUUUCUCAGUGAAACUAGAAGAAGAGCUAUCAGUGGAAGGAAACACAGACAUUAAUGCUGAUUUGAAAGACUGAGAGAUCAUAGUAUUAUUUUCAUUCAACAGUGCCACUGGUAUUUACUAAUAAAAUGAAAGUCCACCUUGUAUUUGUUCAGAAAACCUUUGUUGUUCAUUGUUUGACCAAUGAAUCUUCAGAAACUUGCACAAACAGAACAGUUGGGAAAGGAUAGUACAGACUGCACUAAAUGUUUUGCUCUGUUUUAUAAACUGCUUGGCAGUCCCAGGUGAAGCAUCGAGGAUUGUUUGGUAUUAAAGUUUGUGUUCAAGGGUUGCACUAAGGUGUGUACCCCAUAAGCAUGAUUCCAGAGAUUUUUUUAAAUUAUUAUUAUUCUGGAGCCUCAAACAAGCAUUAUAACUUCUGUGAUUAUGAUUUCCUAUUCUUCAGUUAUUUCUGUAACACUUCACACUGAUCUUUGAAAACUCACACCUUAUUUUAAAAAAGAAAAAAAAAAGAACUUGCUCCUCUAUUGUAUGUUACAAAAGAACUAUAGACUGUGGAAUGCAGUUUAAAGAUGACAUAUGCCAACAAAUGCCUUGUAUUAUAUGGCACUGCCGUAAUUCAAAUUUGUUUUUAUUUUGGGAAUAAAAGUUCACUGUAAUUUUUUUCAUUCUCAUUGUUACAUGAUAUUUUUUUUUAGAAAAAAAAAAAGGAAAAGAAAAUGUGAAACACAAUUUAGUCCUCAUUAUUUAUUUGUAGAUCCUGCAGCGUCAUGUUGUAAUUAAUUUUUUGGAAGUUUCCGUUAAACGCAAUAUUGCUUCUCUUGUUACCAUACUGAUUCUUUUCUAUUUAUAAAUGUAUUUUGAUGGGCAGUAAAACAAAGUGUCUUAAAAGUUUUAAAUAGAGAAAAUGUGCUUUACACAGUUGCCUAUAAAAAGUGCUCUAUGUUAUCCAAGCAAUUCAUACUAUAAGCUUCACUCUUACUGUUGUAUGCAAUUUUUACUAUCAUGCAAAUAAGCUUAGGUAAAUAAACUAAUAGAUCACCUUAGAAAAUUAUGCAAUUAAUGUGAAAAUAAUUGAUGUUUGCAAUGUGUCUUCCUUUGGUUUACAAUCAAUUUUAAAGCUACAUCUGUAUAAAAUUUCUGUAUAAAGGUGUAUUUCUUUUUUAUGAGUUUAUGGCUAUGAAAACACCAGCUAUUUUGUUACAGCUGGCUGUUUUUAUAAGUGUAUCACAAUUUUCUUUAUGCAGAAAUGUUCUGAAUAGGAGUGGUUAUUGACUGUAACUACACAAUUAAAAUUGUUUGUAUGGUAUGA
Chinchilla lanigera (long-tailed chinchilla) is the source of this 4722-nucleotide messenger RNA. It is a transcript of the gene Satb1, whose product is annotated as SATB homeobox 1. Gene Ontology annotation, biological process: regulation of transcription by RNA polymerase II; chromatin remodeling. The record is from RefSeq and is a predicted model, not a curated record. Lineage: Eukaryota; Metazoa; Chordata; Mammalia; Rodentia; Chinchillidae. Gene Ontology annotation, molecular function: RNA polymerase II cis-regulatory region sequence-specific DNA binding; DNA-binding transcription factor activity, RNA polymerase II-specific. The transcript has 11 exons. The coding region runs from base 1195 to 3486 and encodes 763 amino acids.